UUACGCGCGUCGCCAUACUUUCGGACAAUAACAUCAUGGAGGUGUCUGAGGUGGACAAUGUAUUAGCAGUUAAUAUUAGCGAAAAACACGAACGCAGAGGUGCAACUAAGCAUUGUGCUUAUGGUCUAUGUAAAAGUGACUCUAGAUAUAUGGGUAGACUAGGUAUGGAAGGCGUUUUCUUCAUUCGCUUUCCACAAUUUCAUCGGGAACCGGAGAAAUGUACUCGAUGGGCCAGUGCAUGUCGACGAGAGCAUUUUACUGCUUUGUCAGUAAAGAAGGAUACAUAUAUAUGUAGUUUGCAUUUCAAGGGCGGUAGAGGCCCCACGGAAGAAUAUCCUGACCCAAUUCCGGCAACAGCUACCAAACAUGAGCUUGAAAAAUUUGUCAGAAGCAAAAAGAGGCCGUUAGUGCGAAAACAUUUGACAUGGUCACCAGAACCCAAACGCAAGAAGAGUGAUUUGGUGAAUAUAGACAUUGUUGAAACGAAAGCUGCUAGUGCACCGUCAGAUGAGGAUCAUUGCACUACUAAUCAUGAUACAGUCCAGGCAGCAGAGGCAUUAUUAAUGUUGCAGAAUUCUGAAAGUGAACAAGUAAACAUUGUUUCUGAUGGGCAGAAAGGUCUAAAUAUCCAAGAUCCAUAUUCCAUGUUAAAGAAUUCAUGUGAUGAAGAAACCCAGACAUCAUCUUGUUGCUUAACCUUGAAUGAAUCUUUAGCAUUAAAAUUAGAAAAUUUUUAUUUAAAAAGCAAGAUUUCUGAACUUAAAAAAAAAUGUAUACAGUCAAAGACAUUUUCCAUUGCUGAUGUGAAAGCUGAUGACAAGAAAAUGAUAUUUUACACUGGUUUAACUUAUGGGCAAUUUAUGUGUUUGUGGAAAUUUCUGGGACCAGCCACUAGAAAUCUUUUUCGAAUAAAUAAUAUUAUAUGAGGAAAUUUGAGCUUACACCAUCUAAGUCGAGGGGACCAAAGAGAAAAUUGUCACCAGAAGAUGAACUUUUCCUUACACUGGUUAGACUUCGCCUCGGAUUAUUGCAUACCGACUUAGCCUAUCGUUUUGGUGUUUCAGUUAGUACUGUCAAUGACAUAACUUCAACAUGGAUACAGUUCUUAUAUUAACAGUUUAAUAGACUACGAAGUGCUAUGUUUCCAUCUAGAAAAAUAAUUGGCAAGCACUUACCAAAGUCCUUCAGAAAGUAUAGAAAAGUACGUGUAAUAUUAGAUGCUACUGAGUUUGUUACACAAGUGCCUAGAAAUUAUGAGCAGCAGGGUAAUCUUUACUCUUCUUAUAAGAAUCAUUGUACUUGCAAAGUUCUGAUAGGAAUAACACCUUCAGGUGCAAUAUCGUUUGUAUCUGAUGUGUUUGAAGGGGCAAUUUCUGAUAAGGAAAUUUUCAAAAAGAGCAAAAUUAUGGAUAAAAUCAAUCCAGGUGAUCUGGUCAUGGUAGAUCGUGGAUUUAAUGUUCGAGACAUUUUGUUGCAGAAAGGUGCUGAUAUUGUAAUCCCACCAUUUUUGGGCAAUAGAACCAAUUUGUCACAAGAAGAAGAAGCGCAGACACGUGUUAUCGCAAAAUUACGAAUUCAUGUUGAGAGGGUAAUAGAACGCAUAAAAAAAUAUGAAAUUUGUAAGAAAAUUGUACCUUUGAACACACUGUCAACUUUCUCCCAAACAGUCUUUAUUGUUGCAUGUUUGGUAAACUUUCAGAAACCAAUAGUCAAAUAAAUGUGAUGAAAACUAUUGUGAUUUCAAUGUAGAUUUUGAAAC
Molecule: messenger RNA, 1759 nt
Organism: Saccostrea echinata
Lineage: Eukaryota; Metazoa; Mollusca; Bivalvia; Ostreida; Ostreidae
Exons: 3
Coding region: 36-926 (296 amino acids)
Source: RefSeq, a predicted model, not a curated record